This is a messenger RNA of Toxotes jaculatrix (banded archerfish), 3684 nucleotides long. It is a transcript of the gene ppfibp2a, whose product is annotated as PPFIA binding protein 2a. The record is from RefSeq and is a predicted model, not a curated record. Lineage: Eukaryota; Metazoa; Chordata; Actinopteri; Toxotidae. The coding region runs from base 452 to 3184 and encodes 910 amino acids. The transcript is spliced from 23 exons. Gene Ontology annotation, molecular function: protein binding. Gene Ontology annotation, biological process: neuromuscular junction development. Gene Ontology annotation, cellular component: presynaptic active zone.
AAAGAUGAAUGACCAUGAGGUGAAGCAAAAAUGCAAAGAUGUGGUAAAUAUUGAAGCAGUGUGAGCUUGCUUGAGAGAGAAAGCAGGAGAAAGAAAAAAAGGGGGAGUUGGAGAGAGGUAGAAAAAAAGUGAAGAGAAGAAAGAAAGGGAGUACAGCCAACUGGCAUAGUUGAGUAAUUCGGCUCAGCUCUAAAAGUCUCAGGCGGCCCAGACUCCAAACCACACGGACCAAGGUCCUCUCUGCAUGCUCUACAACUGCAAUAUGGUGGGUCUGUAAAAGGAGGACAGUUGAAUUCAGGGAGAUAGAGAGUGAGGCACAGUUAAGAACCACUGUUUUGAUUUCUUGUGGAGUUUGGUCUCUGUAGAGCCUCCUUGGUGCUUUAUUGCAUGGGCUAAAUUCUGUUGGUAUUUGACGUUGAAAGCCAGACCUACAGUACAAUGGGCCUGCAGAAUGGAGUAUGAUAUUGAUUUCUACAAACAUUUCACCUGGCUCAGAAAGGUAAACCUCCAUUCAAACGGCAACAGUGAGUCCUACCAGGAGCGGUUAUCACGUCUGGAGGGAGACAAAGAGUCAUUAAUUCUGCAGGUGAGUGUGCUGACAGACCAGGUGGAAGCUCAGGGGGUGAAGAUCAGCGAUCUAGAGAGUUCUCUGGUGGAGCAUCAGCACAAACUCAACUCCACAGAGGAGAUGCUACAGCAGGAACUCCUACAUAGGACGUCACUGGAGAACCAGAAGCUGAGUCUUAUGGGGGAGGUGUCCUACCUGAAACUAAAGCUGGCAGACAUGGAGGGAAAACAGGGCCAUGGGGCUGAAAGGCAGCACAAAGCCGAGACUGUAGUGAAUUUCAUUAGUGAGCUGCAAGAGCAGAUGUGUAGGUUUCAGAAGGAGAUCAAUAGCAAGAUCCAGGAGAAAAAGGCUUUGGAGACCCCAGCUGACAGCAGCUCCUCUGUGGCAUGCCGCACUGAGUCCAGUGAGGGCAAGGGCUCAAAUCCCGGGCCGUCCUGUGACAGAACCUCAGGGGUGAUCCACAAACUAGAAGAGGCUCAAGUUGGGCCUGAUGGGAUCACACACAGCAUGGAAGCCGGUAGCUCAGAUGGAGAGCAGCAGCACCAGUGUGGAGGAGAAAGCGGUUUACUUAGGGAGCUCAGGAUUCUGAAGGACAAAGUGGAGCACCUGGAGGAUCAGAAGUUACAGUAUGAGAAGAAACUCAAAGCAACAAAGGCAGAGAUCAGCAGCCUUCAGCAGCUUCUGCUCAGUAAGAAUGCUGAGAUCGAGAGCUUACACACUCAGCUGCUGGCCAGACCCUCUCUAUCCACCGAGAGCUCAGAGAGAGAGGAGAUGUACAGGAAGAGGCUAAACGCCAAAUAUCAGGAACUGCAGAGGCUUAAGAGUGGAAUGAAAUCACUGGUUGCUGCCAAUGAUGAAAAGGACCGACGUAUUGAAGAGCUCACUCUGCUCCUGAAUCAGUGCAGGCAAUUCAGAGAGGUCAUUCACACGACAAGGCAAGCUCCACCUGCUGUUCAUUCAUUGCCAAAUGGUAGGACUCCUUCAAGCAGCAGUGAGGAAGAAGAGCAGGGGUUGAUGAAGAACACUGACUCUGCCAGCGCAAAAUCUGAGGAUGUAAAGUCUGAAGUUUCCACAAACAGUUCUUCCUCCCAGCAAACAUCGCUUUUAUCAAUCCAGAAGGACAGUGAUUCUAGAACAGAACCACAGACUCUAUCAAGUAGCAUGAAUGACUUAACAAAUGGACCUUCACAAAAGAGUGGUCUGGGUGACACCAGAAGUCAGACACUGCCUGUGAAUUCCUCUCUGUCAGAGCAAAACGGGAUCGAAGGCAGCAGCAGUGAAAUCCAGAGCCAAAGAUCUCCAGAUGGGAGUGAAGAUGGAGACUCCAGCCAAAGAAAGUUGGAGAAAGCUGAUGACAGCACGUCAAGCGAUAAUUCCCCUGUUCAUUCUGGGGCAAAUACACAACCUGGCCAACGAGCUGUGGGCUCACCAGAAUACAUGAAGAAUAACAGGAGCUUCAAGAGACUCUGGGGAAAACUUCGAAGAACCCAGUCUGGAGGGCUCCAGGCAGCAGAUCCAGAUGGCGGUCAGUUUAGAAGAGGGGGAUUGCGUGCUACAGCAGGACCCAGACUGACCAGGACCCCUGAAUCAUAUGACCCUGCACGUGAUAUGAAUAUUCCAUUCAGCCAGUGGACCAAGGAGCAGGUGUGUGGCUGGCUAGAGGACUAUGGACUGGGCCAGUAUGUCAGUCUCACCAGACAGUGGGUUGAAAAUGGACAGACACUGCUGUCGGCUACACCUCAAGACUUUGAGAAGGAGAUGGGUAUGAAGAAUCCACUGCACAGGAAGAAGCUGCAGCUGGCUCUGAGGGCAUUCACCACUAAAGUUAUAGAGAAAUCGUCAGACCUGGACCACAUCUGGGUCACCCGCUGGUUGGAUGAUAUUGGUUUGCCUCAGUAUAAAGACCAGUUCCAUGAGGCUCGAGUGGAUGGUCGAAUGAUACAAUACCUCACAGUGAAUGACCUCUUGACUCUAAAGGUCACCAGCCAGCUUCAUCAUCUCAGUAUUAAAUGUGCCAUUCAUGUCCUUCAUGCCAACAAGUUCAACCCCUACUGCCUUCGACGUAGGCCAGGGGAAGAGAAACAGCCCUCUCCCUCAGAGGUGGUGCAGUGGUCUAACCAUCGCGUGAUGGAGUGGCUAAGAGCGGUGGAUCUAGCUGAGUAUGCUCCUAAUCUACGGGGCAGUGGCGUCCAUGGUGGGCUUAUUAUCCUGGAGCCUCGCUUCAGCUCAGAGACCUUGGCUCUGCUGUUAAAUAUUCCUCCUCAGAAGACUUUGCUCCGUCGCCACCUUGCCACUGCCUUCUCUGCCCUGGUGGGGCCUCAAGCCACGCAGGAGAAGCGAGAGUAUGGCAAUGCCACAGGUCACGUUCCUCUCACUACUACUGCUAAAGUGAAGCCAAAGAAGCUGGGCUUCACCCAAUUCAGUCACCUGAGAAAGAGAAAACCUGAUGAAUCUGCAGACUAUAUCUGCCCAAUAGACAGUGGGGCGCUGACAGUGAAUGGGGUUUCCCGAUUGCCCUCUGCAGCACUCAGGGGCCUCAGCCCCAGCUUGGACAGACAGGCUGAGAGACGGGAACAGCUUGGGAUAAAAGCUGAGGCUAAUGGCCUAAAACAAUAAUUUAAAAGCUACCAUAAAGACACCACACUCAAGUGACUUUUGUGAAUCAGUGGAAAUUCUAACGCAGAAAUGCAUCGAAGAUGCAUCGAUGUGGUGGUUUGCUGGAUGAGCUGCAAAGAUGCUGUGUUUAGCAGGUGAUGUUAUUGUUGUUGAUGUAUUUUUAACCACAUAUCGCUUAUACAAUGUUCACCUAAAAUGGAAAUGAAUGAUGACAUUGUGUGAAAUGUUUUUAUGAAAGCUGCUCUCUGCAUUCCUUAUACAGUCAGAUUCCAAAGCUUAUACUUUAGCUUUAAAACAAUACAUUUUACUGACCAUUUUGUAUCUAAACAUUUGUAGAUUUAGUUUGGAUGUUGAUGACCUUUUCUUUUUAUGUAUCUGGAUUCACUCUCCAGUAUAAUAAUUGACACCAGUUACUUUGAGCAUUGAUGUUUCUCAUGCAGUUUCUUUAUGAGUGACGAAAAAAAAAAGAAAAUGAAAUAAUUUUGAUUCUUGAUGGUACA